AUGGCGCCACCAAAGAAGCAAAAGAUGCCCAGCAUGAAGGAGCUCCAGGACCUCCUCGCAACCCUGGAUGCUGAAGGAGGACUCGCAAUUGGAGGCGGCGAUGAACCCGCAAACCUGGACGACCUCUAUGAGGACUCUUACUUCCACGCGAUCCUCCACAACAACGUCAAGCAGGACUCUUUCUCCAUCCCCAGCACCCCAACCUCAACUUCCGACGAUACCACCACCACAACUACUCCCCCAACACCAACCACCCUAACCUUCGAAACCCUAAUCCUCCCCCAGGAAUGCGCCUGGGGCGACGACCACGAAUCCCUCGGCCGCCAACUCCUCGUCCGCCCCGGCUACCAAUCCGUCCUCUCCGCCAUCACCUCCGCCUCCUCCUCUUCCUCAACAUCACAACAAACAAUUUACAUGGCAACAGGCGGUUCAGGAAUCGGGAAAUCCAGUCUUGCCUACUUUCUCGUCCACAAGCUGCACGUCGCCGGCCACAACGUUGUCAUCAGCGACCCCAUGUUCACAAACGCCCUCCUCGACAACCAAUAUUAUUCCUCUUACUCCCCCCACCUCGAGGAACACCUCUCCAUCCACACCGCCAUCUCCGCUCCUCCCUCUUCUUCAAAAACAAAGAAGCCCACAUGGUGGAUCUGCGACGACGGGUUCCUUCCAAUCAAGGGAACCAACUGCCACGUUAUCGUCACGGGGUCAACAGCCACCACGGCCGACAGGGACACGGAUACCAUCCGCAAGAAGAACAAGCUUGUUCAACCGGUCCAGUUCCAGGUCCCCAAAUGGUCUCUCGACGAAAUCAAGGCCGGUCUUUUGGUCUCUCUGUCGUCUACGAGUAAGGAUUCGCCCCCAAUGACAAAGGAGCAGGAAGCCGUUAUCGAGUCAUUGUUCAAAAAGUUCAAGGGAAACCCCAAGAAAACGUUUGCGUGGGUCAAGGAAAACUGGACAGGAGGAAGAGGAGAAGAGUCCACAACAACCAAGACGUCAAAAUCCAAAUCCAACAAACCCAAACGCUCCUAA
Molecule: messenger RNA, 1029 nt
Organism: Linnemannia hyalina
Lineage: Eukaryota; Fungi; Mortierellomycota; Mortierellomycetes; Mortierellales; Mortierellaceae
Source: the annotation of a GenBank genome assembly